UUGGCGUCGUAGUUCCAAGACUUGAAUAUUGGCAUUGACAUAUUGGGGACUCACCCACCCUCCUCGUAACUCCAACGUAUGAACUCUGUUCACCCCCACCUGCUCAGGCUUUCCAUAUCUCAAGCACCCAAAUACCUCACCAUUUUUUCCCAUGUAUCAAUAACAACAACAACAAAUAAUACCACCACAACUUUUGACACCCAACUCAAUGCUCAAUCUCCAACAAACCAUGAACACCCAGAAUCUCCAGCAAAAGCCAUACCAACCCAAUUGUCCAAUUGUGCCAACUUAUUGGAACUGAAUCAAAUUUUUGCACACAUAAUCCGAACCCAUUUUCUACAAUUGUACCCUGCACCCUUUCAUUGGAACAAUAUUAUUAGAUCGUACACUAGACUAGAGGCACCUAACAAAGCACUAUGUGUUUACAUUUCCAUGUCAAAAGCUGGGGUCUUGCCUGAUUGUUAUACACUUCCCAUUAUCUUAAAAGCUGUGUCUCAAACUUUUGCAACUGGGUUUGGUCGCCAGCUUCAUUCGGUAGCCAUAAGGGUCGGGUUGGAAUACAAUGAGUACUGUGAGAGUGGGUUCAUUAGCUUAUACUGUAAAGCGGGGGAGUUUAGGAAUGCACAUGAGUUGUUUGAUAAAAAUCCUGAUAGAAAGUUGGGUUCUUGGAAUGCAAUUAUAGCAGGUCUUUCACAAGGUGGGCGUGCAAAGGAAGCGAUAAACAUGUUUUUGGAGCUAAGGAAAUCUGGGUUUUUUCCGGAUGAUGUGACCAUGGUUAGUGUUACAUCAGCCUGUGGAAGUCUUGGGGACUUGAACUUGGCUCUUCAAUUGCACAAACUUGUUUUCCAAGUUAAAACCUUUGAGAAAUCUGAUGUUUUGACAUUGAAUUCGCUUAUAGACAUGUAUGGAAAAUGUGGGAAGAUGGACUUAGCUUAUAAUGUGUUUUCGAGAAUGGAUCAAAGAAAUGUGUCAUCAUGGACAUCCAUGAUUGUGGGGUAUGCGAUGCAUGGACAUGUGAAUGAAGCACUAGAAUUCUUUCAGUGCAUGAGAGAUGCAGGCGUGAGGCCGAACCAUGUGACUUUUGUAGGGGUAUUGAGCGCAUGUGUGCAUGGUGGGACUGUACAAGGGGGAAGAUAUUACUUCCACAUGAUGAAGAAUGCAUAUGGGAUAAUGCCCCAGUUGCAACAUUAUGGAUGCAUGGUGGAUUUGCUUGGUCGAGCUGGAUUGUUCAAGGAGGCCAGAGAAAUGAUAGAGGAGAUGCCAAUGAAGGCCAAUUCAGUAGUAUGGGGGUCUUUAAUGGGUGCUUGUGAGAAGUAUGGGAAUGUGAAGAUGGGGGAGUGGGCUGCUAAGCAUUUACAAGAAUUGGAACCUUGGAAUGAUGGGGUUUAUGUGGUUUUAUCAAACAUUUAUUCCAGCAGAGGUUUGUGGAAAGAGGCUGAGAGGGUAAGAGAGGUCAUGAAGGGGAGAAAACUUGCUAAGAUUCCUGGUUAUAGCCUGGCAACCAGUUCAAACUGAGCCAAGAAAUUUUGUUUAUUAAUUUACAUACACUUCCCUUAAAUUCAUUUCUUUUAUUUU
Molecule: messenger RNA, 1575 nt
Organism: Quercus lobata
Lineage: Eukaryota; Viridiplantae; Streptophyta; Magnoliopsida; Fagales; Fagaceae
Product: Tetratricopeptide repeat (TPR)-like superfamily protein
Exons: 1
Coding region: 79-1515 (478 amino acids)
Biological process (GO): RNA modification
Molecular function (GO): RNA binding; protein binding
Source: RefSeq, a predicted model, not a curated record